GUGAUGCAGGUAGUGAAAGAACAGAUAAUGAGAGCUCUCACUACCAAGCCUAGCUCUCUGGAUCAGUUCAAGAGCAAACUUCAGAACCUCAGUUACACAGAAAUACUGAAAAUACGCCAGUCUGAGAGAAUGAACCAGGAGGAUUUCCAGUCUCGUCCCAUUCUGGAACUGAAAGAGAAGAUUCAGCCUGAGAUCUUAGAACUGAUCAAGCAGCAACGUCUCAAUCGCCUUGUGGAGGGCACCUGCUUUAGGAAGCUCAACAGUCGACGUCGGCAAGACAAAUUUUGGUAUUGUCGACUUUCACCUAAUCACAAGGUCUUGCACUACGGCGACUUGGAAGAAAGUCCCCAGGGAGAAGUCCCUCAUGAUUCCCUGCAAGAUAAAUUGCCAGUGGCAGAUAUAAAAGCUGUUGUGACGGGGAAGGACUGCCCUCACAUGAAGGAGAAAGGAGCUCUGAAACAAAACAAGGAGGUGCUAGAGCUUGCUUUCUCUAUAUUGUAUGACUCCAGUGGCCAGCUGAAUUUCAUUGCUCCAGACAAGCAUGAGUACUGUGUGUGGACCGACGGGCUGAACGCCCUCCUGGGGAAGGACAUGUUGAGUGACCUCACCAGGAACGACCUGGACACUCUGCUCAGCAUGGAGAUCAAGCUUCGCCUCCUGGACCUGGAGAACAUCCAGAUCCCAGAUGCUCCCCCACCCAUCCCAAAGGAGCCCAGCAACUACGACUUCGUGUAUGACUGUAACUGAGGCUGCCACCCGACCUGGCUUCAAAACUGGAAAUGUUAUAACUGGAGAGAGAU
This is a messenger RNA of Merops nubicus (carmine bee-eater), 800 nucleotides long. RefSeq names its product engulfment and cell motility protein 1-like. The transcript is spliced from 6 exons. The record is from RefSeq and is a predicted model, not a curated record. Bases 4 to 747 code for a protein of 247 amino acids. NCBI's taxonomy places the organism in Eukaryota, Metazoa, Chordata, Aves, Coraciiformes, Meropidae.